Messenger RNA from Colletotrichum chrysophilum, 1917 nucleotides. RefSeq lists its product as uncharacterized. NCBI's taxonomy places the organism in Eukaryota, Fungi, Ascomycota, Sordariomycetes, Glomerellales, Glomerellaceae. Gene Ontology annotation, biological process: protein phosphorylation. Bases 1 to 1917 code for a protein of 638 amino acids. The transcript has a single exon. The record is from RefSeq and is a predicted model, not a curated record. Gene Ontology annotation, molecular function: ATP binding; protein kinase activity.
AUGGCAUGCUUGAGAGACGACUUUCAAAAUGGUGUGUUGCUCGAUGGUCGGUACAAGACCAUUUCUCCCCUCAACCAUGGCUCCUUCGGCAUGGUCUUCAUGGCCAAGGACAUGCACACCAGCGAGACCGUUGCGAUCAAGUGCCUGACCAAGAAGGCUGCUGCUGAUGAUGCCGGCCUCGACUUCGCCAUCGACGAGAAGUCUGAGGAGCUUGCCCUUCACGGCCGGCUCUCACACCCCAACAUCGUCAACCUUCUCCGCUCCUUCGAGACCGAGGCUCAUCUUUACAUCGUCCUCGAGUUUUGUCCUCAGGGUGACCUGUAUGAAGCUAUUCGGAAUGGUCGCGGACCUCUCGAGACCGAACACGUCCGGCAAUUCAUGCUGCAGCUCGUGGAUGCGGUUGCCUACAUUCACGCCAAGGGUGUCUACCACCGUGACAUCAAGCCUGAGAACAUUUUCUUGACUCAGUCUGGUGCCAUGAAGCUCGGAGACUUUGGUCUGGCGACUACCGAGAACUGGACUCUUGAAACCACCGUCGGCAGUGAUCGUUACAUGGCUCCGGAGCAGUUUGAUUCUGCUGGUGCUGGUUACUCCCCUGCCCAAGCCGACAUCUGGGCCAUCGGUAUUUGCCUCCUCAACAUUCUUUUUUCUCGCAACCCUUUCACCACUCCGACCGAGGCGGACCCCCUUUUCCUGGACUUCUCUCGGGACAAGCAGUCGCUCUUCGAUGUUUUCCCGUCCAUGUCCCAGGACACUUAUGAGGUCAUUGUCCAGUGCAUGAAUUUGGAUCCUAGGAAGCGGUCACUCGUCGGUGCCCGCGCUGCUCUCCAGCGUGUCAUCAGCUUCACCACAACCGAGGAGGAUGUUGACGACUUCUGCUCGGCCAACCGUCAUGUCAUGGCCAGUGCGAACCGCGAGCCUCUGCGCACGCCUUCCAUUCAGAGCCCUCAGAUUGACCAGGGUGCCUUCCCCUGGGCCAAGGCUCUGCAUGCGAGCCCUCCCCAGCCAAUUCGCCAGCUCAGUGCCAUCCCCGAUGACGAGAGCUACACUGAGGAUAUGUUCUCCAAGUCUGGAGAAACAUCCGACUGGUUUAGCUCCGCGCAAACACCUUCCAUAUCUUCCAUGCUUGACUCGAGCCUUGGAGCGUCAAUGAAGUCACUUCACAUUGGACGCCCCAUGAAGGCUGCGCCACGACCCAUUCCUAAGGUCUCGCCCAUGGCUGGAUCCCUGCCCAUCACCAUGGCCAAGCCUAAAAGCAACUUGUCUUCGAUGUCCUUGGUGUUCGGCCGUAAGGACGCCGUCUCCAAGAGCUGGAGUGAUAUGUGGGAUGAGGAUGAGGAGGAAGAGGAGGCCGAGCGAAACAGGCAGAUGCAGUCCCUGCAGGAGCUGAACUCGAGGACCUGGAGUCAUGACAGCAAGAUGGACGAGAACGACGACUCUGAGACUGUCGACGCGACGCCCAUUGCUACCACACCGCAGCGCUCGCACCACGACACUCACAAGAUUCACAAUGACAUCGACAGCGACCUUGCGGCCGAUGGCUUCUUCUUCCAGGAAGCCUCUCCGCCGAAAUCGAGGCCCAUGUUGUCUACUCGUCAAUCUCCCCCUAAGCGAGUGGAGAAUGACAAGUGGGCCAAGUUAGGGGCUGCUCGUCGAAAGUAUUCGAGUUCGACAACAAACAAAAUGUCUGGCGAUUUUGCUCGACAACAACGUACUAUUGGGCUGGGAUACAAUUCGUAUGCAGCGGGAGUUUGGGAUCACAAUGCAACUCACAACAACCACAACAAAUCGCCUAAGGAAAAGGCUAGGGAAUGCCCUUGGAACAAGGGCAGAGAUUGGAAUUAUUGGCGCCGGGAGAAGCGCACUGAUCUCGCAGACGUUGAGUGGGUUGGUGGCUGGCAGGAAGCGCAUUCCUAG